UGUAAAUGAAGAUGUAGGUCAGAAGGUUAAUGAAGUUAUCUGAUAGGUUAAGGAAAAUUUUCAAAUUAUUUAUCUCCUCGACCUUCUUCAGAUGUACCAUAAUUACUUUCAACUGUAUCUGCAAAGAGAUUACCGUUGGGCUUACGCCAAAACAGUGACCCUGACAUCGAUAUCUCUGUAAGUUAAUCUUUGCAUCACUAGGCGUUUACCACAGGUAACUAUGUAAUCAAUACAAGUGGGAAUUCGUGUAGUUUUUAGUGGGCGGUCACGCGAACCACGCACAAAGACAUUCUGGUUUGCUUCGUAGUUUCUACAAGCAGAAAUCCUAGCAUCAAAACGGCACAAAGAUGGUAGCCCAUUCUAGAAUUCUUCUCUCCAAGUGUACCGAGUUCCGUAGGGAAAGUGAAUUCAUCGACGUACGUUUGAAAAUAGGUGAUAAACUUUUCCCUGCUCACCGAGUUGUACUCGCUUCGUACAGUGAUUAUUUCCACUCAAUGUUUAUUGAUGGAAGGGAAGCGAAUCAGGAAGUGAUCGAGCUGAAUGAUAAAAGCACUUCACCGGAGAUAUUCAAGAUCGUUUUGGACUCCAUCUACACUGGUGAUCUUCAUGUCAACCAGAAGAGCGUAUUUGAGGUUCUUCUCUCAGCUAGUCAGCUUCAGGUCGCAAGUGUUGUUCAACUGUGUUGUGAUUUCGUAAAGAAGGAAUUCAUAGAAAACGGAAUUGACGUGAAGAACUUCUCCGCGCUGUGUACAUUUGCCGAAGGACUCGGUCUGAGAGAUCUAAAAGAGGCAGCCGAGGCCAAAAUGGCAUCCAUGUACAAAGAUGUUUGCGAAACUAAGGAAUUCCUGACUCAUAUCAAUGCAGAUCAGCUACUCAGCCUUCUCGGUCGAGAUGACCUCAAUUCACCUUCCGAAGCUUUCGUUUUCAAAUCGGCGAUGAAGUGGAUCAAAUACAAAGGUGAAGACAGGAUGGCAGUUGCUGGAAAAGUUAUCGGAGCUGUUCGUCUGGGGCUGGUAGACGUUAAGAUUGUGAUUGAAGAGUUGAAAACCGAAGAAAUGCAGCGAGUUCCCGAGGUCAACAUGCAUCUGCAAGAAUCCAUGAUGCAUCACUGUAUGCCUUCUCAUAAAUUUGCUGCAGACAAAAUGAAGCCAAGAUCAAUGCGUCCGGUUCUCGUGGCCAUCCAUCCUAGUCGAGAAUCAAGGAGCAAAAAUUACGUAUGGGGGCUAGAGACUGGAGGCAAAGUUAAGGGGAAAGCCGAGACGGUAACCAAAAGUUGCUCGUGUCUCUCUUAUCGUCGGUCCGAAGAUGCUAUGGCUCAAUAUUUUGACGCUGACACCAAGUUGUGGAAGCCUUUGGCAUCGGUUGCUCAGCUAGGUGAAAUAACUGAUGAAUUUUAUUCUGUAGAAUUGAUUGGAAAUUACUUGUAUGUACUUGCAGAGGCGCAACAGAUACGUACGUCCCAGGUAUACCGUUAUCAUAUAUUAAAUAACACGUGGGAGAAACUUCCAAAAUUGAAUAUAUGGGAAAGAAAAGAUGUAGAUGAAUCAAACAACAUUCCGUGCAAGCUGGCUAAGAUCUGCCUAUGCUCUGUCAAUGAACAUUUGUUCGUUAUUUCUCAAUCAAAUCCUCCUCAAAGAUAUAGUUUGACCAGUGGCGUUUGGCAAGCUGGGGAAAAGUUGAAUUUUUUUAUAGAUGAUCGAGGGCCUACAAAUGGGUUUCAAUCUGUGGCUGCGACAGUAAUGAAUUGUAAAAUAUAUGUAAUUCACGGCUAUCGAGAACGUAAUGGUCGUCAGUGGGUCGAUAAGCCAGCAGUAGUGCAUUGUUUUGACCCCGAGAAUAAUAAAUGGGAACGUAUAGCGCCAACCCGCCAUCCUCAUUUUGGGUCUAGUAUUUUUGUAGUCAAUAACAGACUGUGUGUGGCAGGGGGUUCUAGUUCAAGCCCAGAUCUGUUAUUUAACUGUUCCGCAACUGGCCAUGGAGAAGUGGAAGUGUAUGACGAGUGGAUGGACGCCUGGUCUGUUGUGGAGCAAAAACAUAUCCCGUCAAACAAAUUCGGCGCGGUUGAAAUUGAAAGGAAGGUGUAUUUUUUAAUUAACAAUUUUCCUAUCGACAGUGGUAUUAGAAUUCCUCCGUGCGAGAAUUAUCCUGUUCACUUAGGUGAUGAAUGGAAAAACUUAGUAAAAGUAAGUGGAGACGCAGUCUUGUGUUAUUUGCCUGUCAAGAAAGAAAACUUAAGAUAAAAAAAUUAGUGAGAAAUCCAAGACAAAAUUUUCACUCAUGUACAAAUAUUCACAUAUGGAAUGGAAAAGAAAAAGGUCCUAAUGCCUGUUGCUGAGUAGUUUAUUGGAAAGCCGUGUUAUGAUACUUAAACAUACACAAUUAAAAUUCAUUGUUGUUCCAAAGAAGGAGUUUUAAUCGGUGUUCAAGAAAAAAGUUAUAGUUUGGUUUGUGUGCCAUAUUAGCUGAGGGUAUGGCACAUACAAUCAUAAUAAUACAAUACAUUGAGUAAAAGUUUUUUGGAUAGCACUGACAGAGGCGAGAUUCCACGAUUUCCACGUCUUUAUUCGCACUAUUUCAAGAGGUUACUACAGAUUAUAAAAGUCAGAAUAUAUAAAAAACAGUAAAUUGUAU
This is a messenger RNA of Stylophora pistillata, 2631 nucleotides long. Its product is annotated as kelch-like protein 26. Gene Ontology annotation, molecular function: protein binding. The record is from RefSeq and is a predicted model, not a curated record. NCBI's taxonomy places the organism in Eukaryota, Metazoa, Cnidaria, Anthozoa, Scleractinia, Pocilloporidae.